Messenger RNA from Tuber melanosporum (Perigord truffle), 2564 nucleotides. RefSeq lists its product as uncharacterized. The transcript is spliced from 4 exons. NCBI's taxonomy places the organism in Eukaryota, Fungi, Ascomycota, Pezizomycetes, Pezizales, Tuberaceae. Gene Ontology annotation, molecular function: ubiquitin protein ligase activity; zinc ion binding. The record is from RefSeq and is a predicted model, not a curated record. The coding region runs from base 149 to 2023 and encodes 624 amino acids. Gene Ontology annotation, cellular component: nucleus. Gene Ontology annotation, biological process: ubiquitin-dependent protein catabolic process; protein ubiquitination.
UCGCCCUCUGCUCUUAUUCACAUCCACAGCACCAUCGCUGUCCGCACUUCUUCACUUUGUUUCUAAUUUUUGCCCUUUUGCCCUCCUCCUCGGUUGCUUCCGGCCUCUUCAUCUCGCUUCGAGGGGUUGUGUACCAUCAGAUCCCCCGAUGGCUACCUACGCCAUCCGCUUUAUUGCUCCCGUGGUCGAGCGGGCCCGUCGAUGGUCACAGUCGUCCAUUGCCGAGGAGCUUCCUGCCCUUGCCACCGAAGAGUCACUUGGCCCACCUUCCGCUCCCACAACUCCGAUUACUCGUCCUCAGGUCUUGGACUCUGUCUCCGAAGCGAUCGAUAUCGACUCCGAGGAUACUGACUCCGAGACGACAUUAAUAGCCGUUAACCCAUCGACGAGCAUACCCCCAUUUGCGAGUAUGGAUUCUGCACCCAAUAUGCCCCAUAAUACCCCUUCCCCAGUUCCCGUACCGCAACCGCCGCCAUCGCCUCCAGCUCCACCUUCAAUGCCAUCGUCAGAAGGUCCUGCCGUUUCUACAGCUCAACAGAGUGCCCUCGGGCCAGAAAGCAAUACCGCCAAACCUUUCGUCUUACCAGAGGAUGAUGGGCAGAGGGAAUUACGUCGGAAACUGGUGGAGAUUAGUAACAUGGAAAUUAGCGAACGGGAAAGGGCGAGAAGGAUGCAUCUUCUCAUGACCGAAAAAUACAAUGCGUUACGCCGGGCUACAGAUGCGGUCAACUCGGGAUCCACUCUACCAAAUAGCGCCCCGACUACCGAUGCCAGCGGCCAUAUUUUACUACUUGAAGACAACCCAUACAAGCUGUCGCCUGCGGAUCUUGCGAGAACCUUUUAUACGGGCUCUGAAGCGGCCGAGAGCGGGGUUUUGGAGCUUGGUUGCUCGCAUUACCGCCGAGGUGUAAAGCUUCAAUGCUCAACAUGCGAAAAGUGGUAUACGUGCAGGUUUUGCCAUGACGAAGAUCAGGAUCACAGCCUGAUCAGGAGGGAGACCAAAAAUAUGCUCUGCAUGCACUGUGACCGGGCUCAGUCGGCGCAACAGGACUGCAGGCACUGCGGUGUUAGGAGCUCUAGAUACUACUGCGAUAAGUGCAAACUGUGGGAUGAUGAUCCAGACAAGAGCAUAUACCACUGCAAUGAUUGUGGCAUCUGUCGAAUAGGAAAGGGGCUUGGGAAGGACUUCUUCCAUUGCAAGAAGUGCGGUGUGUGCAUGUCCAUUUCAUUGGAGGGGGAGCAUAGAUGUAUUGAAAGGUCGACCGAAUGCGAUUGUCCUAUCUGUGGUGAAUAUAUGUUCACUUCCACUCAAACUGUGGUAUUUAUGACAUGCGGACAUUCGAUACAUCAGAGCUGCUACUACGAUCACAUGAAGACAUCAUAUCGCUGCCCUACAUGCGCACGCACAAUCAUAAACAUGGAAAGUCACUUCCGUGCUCUAGACCUAGAGAUAGAGACACAGCCUCUCCUAAAGCCAUACAAUAACUGGCGCUCCCUUAUUGGCUGCAACGACUGCUCGGCCAAGAGCAAUGUGCCUUUCCACUUCUUAGGGCUGAAGUGCGAGAAUUGCAGGUCCUAUAACACCAACCAGAUACGUGUCCUCCGUCCGGAAGACGGUUCGGAUGGCGGCGGGGGUGUUGUGUCUCCAUCUGCUAUCCCGCGUAUUUCCGAGAGAACGACAUCCUUGAAUCCCCUACUUAGAGGUCAAGCGAAUUCUCCACCCCGUCUGGCUCCGGCCGAAGGUGAGGCUGCGCUUGCAAAUGCGAGCAGGGCUAUCGCGGCCGCGGGAGAGGCAAUAAUGGAGUUGGAUGGAGUGGAAGACUUAAUCAUUGACGAUGGGUGGGAGACUGAAGAUAGUGCGGACUUUACGGACAUUGACGAUGAUGACGAUGAUGACCUGGGUGAUUUUGGUAGUGGCGGGGUAGAAGCUGUUGAGGAGGAUGGCGAGGAAGAGGAUGAUAGUGACGAUGACGACGACGACGACGACGACGACGAUCUCAUCCAGCUUCUUGGUCAUCGGUAGCUUGGUUUUUUCUCUGGUUCCGUGUACUACUACCUUGGGAGGCUGGGUGGGUCCGGUUGCUGAUCUGGUUUGGUUCGGUUUUUAGCGGGUGGUUGGUCGUAUGUGUGUAUGUUUUACGGGAAGUGCCCCCCCGUUUCUUCUUUCCUUUCCUUUUCAUUUUACUUUGGUGGAGCAUGGGGAUGGGAAGUCUUCUCUUCGUUUGCUCCCAUCUUCCGUUCCCUUUAUCCUUCAUUUCCCCUCCAAUAUUAUUCAUUCUUCUACACUCGCAAUUGUGUCCGAAUAAUCUCUCCCUCCCCCUAUCCCCUCAAUCUUAUUUCCUCUUUAACUAUUCAUUGGAACCCACGGUCUUGCAUGAAUAGGCAAUACUUGACCUGUUUCUUUUCCUCCUUUUCUUUUAUUCUCGUCGUUUGUACAAUCUGCGAUACCCGCUGUUUGGCGGAAAUUUUUGGGCGUUCUCUUUUUCUUGUUUAUUUUUCGAAGUGUAUUAUAUUAGUGGGUAUAGGAGGCGGGUAUUCGGGAAGUUACGGUAUGGCAUGGAAUU